Hirsutella rhossiliensis is the source of this 828-nucleotide messenger RNA. Its product is annotated as very large low complexity protein. NCBI's taxonomy places the organism in Eukaryota, Fungi, Ascomycota, Sordariomycetes, Hypocreales, Ophiocordycipitaceae. The transcript has 3 exons. The coding region runs from base 1 to 828 and encodes 275 amino acids. The record is from RefSeq and is a predicted model, not a curated record.
AUGGAGCCUCUUGAUCUCGUCUUUAACCACCUGGUCUUGCCGCCCAAGCUGCCCAACCACCGGGAUCUCGAUACAGAAGCCAUAGGAUCAGCCAUUUUGGCUCGCCUGCAGAGCGCCUGCCGAGUCGGCAUCGCGGAAGCGAGCUUCGAUGCCCAGCAUUUUCUGCGAGAUAUGGCCAAUUUCCGCCCCGACGAUGUUUUCUUGCUGCGCAUAUCGGAGCAGAAUGCAGCGCUUUUGAUCCGUCGUCACGUUCAAAACGAGGAGCACUUCGUCAUCUUCGAAGUCUUUGAAACCUCACCCUUGGCGAAACACGUGCUUGAGUCCGACAACGCUCUCGAGUGGGAUUUCCCCGGCCGCGCCGCUCAGAUCACCCUAGACGUGUUCCAGCAGCCUUCGUUCCAGGAAAAUCUCUCUCGGUUCCUAGAACAAGCGGCUCAGGAACCGUUGCAUCGCUUCGCCGCGCGUGCCAACAAGGCUGGAGCAACCCCCGUCGAGUCCAGAGACACCACCGACCCGGGUCUUUUGACUCAGUUCCUCAUGCCCCUACUGGAGGCGACGGGGCAUUCGGUCGACACGAUCAGGGUACGAAAGCGCGUCAGAGACGAUGUGAACAUCUACAAGGGCGAAUCUCCCUGGAGGAGAGACCCAUCUUGGCUGGCCUUGCGCGUGGCUGUCCAGCGCCAACUCUGCCUCAGCAUGGGCAAUGAGAACGGCCGAGCGUCCUAUAAGUUUUUGAUCUGCGCCGUGCUUGCUCAGCUGCUCAAGGACUGCGCCGGAAAGCUCUCCCCGGGCAUGACGCUUGUCCUGAGAGCCAAGCUGUGCCGCUAG